CCAUAGGAAGCUGAUACAGAUGAUGAUAAUAGUACCUCGAAGGAGUGUUGUGAAGGUUAAAUGAGUUGCUAUGUGUAGAAUGCUGAGAACAUAAUCUGGAAUACAGUGAGUGCUCUUUUGUAGGUUGUUAGGUAUUGUUAGCUCAUUGACUCUUACCUAGCAACCCUAUGAAGUCCGUACUAUUAUGAAUCAUCUUGAAUGCAAGGAAUUGGAGGAUUAGAGAGUGAGCAAAGGUGAGGUUGUCUGGACUCUGCUCUAGCUUGAGCCAACCCUCAGAAGUCUAUGGAGUUUGGCUUUGGAGUGAUGGAUCCAGGUGCCUUUUGGUUUGGAGGCCCCUCAUAAGGAUGUUCUCUCAGCGAAGAUUUAACAGCUCUGAGCUACCAACGAGAACAGAAGAAUCUGAACUGAAGGUAUUUUGCUCUAAAAACAUACUGAGCAUCCUUGGUUUCUCCUGCAUCAUCGCUGUGAUAGCAUUGCUCGCUCUGGGGCUGACCCAGAACAAAGCACUGCCAGAAAAUCUUAAGUUUGGGAUUGUGCUGGAUGCGGGCUCCUCUCACACGAAUUUGUACAUCUAUAGAUGGCCGGCAGAAAAGGAGAAUGACACGGGGGUGGUGACUCAGAUAGAAGAAUGCAAGCUAAAAGGUCCCGGAAUCUCAGGCUUUGCUAAGAAAUUACAGGAAAUCAAUGUUUAUCUGACCGCGUGCAUGGAAAGAGCCAGGAAGGUGAUCCCAUCAGCCCAGCACCCAGAAACUCCUGUUUACCUGGGCGCCACGGCCGGCAUGCGGUUGCUCAGAAUGGAAAAUCAACAGAUGGCAGACAAGAUCCUGAAUGUGGUUGCAAAGAGCAUCAACAAGUACCCCUUUGACUUCCAAGGUGCCAGAAUCAUCAGUGGCCAGGAGGAAGGUGCCUAUGGCUGGAUUACUGUCAACUAUUUGCUGGGCAAAUUCACUCAGAAAUUGAGUUGGUUUAACCUGAAGCCAAGCAAAGAUGAUACUCAGGAAACCUAUGGAGCCUUAGACCUUGGGGGAGCCUCUACACAAAUCACUUUUGUGCCCCAAAAUGAAAUGAUCGAGUCUCCAAACAACAACCUGUACUUUCGCCUCUAUGGCAAGAACUACAGUGUGUACACACACAGCUUCCUGUGCUAUGGGAAGGACCAAGCACUCUUGCAGAAACUGGCCCUGGGACUUCAGGGUACAAGUGAAAUCAUCCAUGAGCCAUGCUUUCACUCCGGAUACUUGAGGAAACUUAACAUGAGUGUCUUCAACGAAGGUUUCUGUGCCAGGAGAUAUAUGUCGACUUCUUCAUACCAUCCAUUCUUUGACAUUGAAGUCCGUGGCACUGGAAACUUCCAACAAUGCCAACAAGGCAUCAUUCAACUCUUUAACUCAAGUUACUGCCCUUACUCCAGAUGCUCCUUCAAUGGGGUUUUCUUGCCACCACUCCAAGGGCAGUUUGGGGCAUUUUCAGCUUUUUACUAUGUGAUGGAGUUUUUAAACCUUACAUCACAGGAACAUAUAUCUACGAAAAAGUUGACUGAGAAGUUGGAAGAGUUCUGCACUCAGAGUUGGGAAGAGGUGCGUCUGAGUUUUGGCGACGUGAAGGAGGCGUACCUGAGUGAAUACUGCUUCUCUGGCACCUACAUCCUGGCUCUCCUCCAGAACGGCUACCAUUUUACAGACGAGUCCUGGAAAACUCUUCACUUCAUGAACAAGAUCCGGAGCACCAGCGUUGGGUGGACUUUGGGCUACAUGCUGAACCUGACCAACAAGAUUCCAGCUGAAGAGCCAAUGUCCGCACCCCUCUCCCACUCCACCUAUGUCUUCCUCAUGGUCCUCUUCUCCCUGAUCCUGGUUGCAGUGAUCAUCAUAGGCAUACUUGUCUUUCACAAGCCUUCGUAUUUCAGGAAAGACAUGAUAUAGCAGGAGUAGCUGAAAUCUUCUGGCUGGAGCGAGAAAACUUGCCCAGGAAGCACUUUUCUCCACUGUGGUGCACAAGGUCACCACUUCUUGCUCACCAAGGCCAGUCUUGACCAGCAUGAGGCUUCCUUGGCUUUUGCUAAAGCCUCUCCGUGGGAGGUAUUCACCACCCUCUGCUUCAAAGACUUCCUGGCAGACACUGUCUUUUUUGUGAGUCUUUCCAAACGUCCCCCCUUUCUCUUUUGUACUCUUUGUUUGUGUAGGUCUUAAAGACCUGCCUCCUUUCAUGAUCAUUGCUUUAUAAAAGAACAAUAUUGACUUUGUCCAAAAGAACUGAGAAUCUUGAGUCCUGUGCUGGGAAGCUGCCCAGGCUAAAAGAAGAAUCUUGGGAACUAAUACAUUUGUGAUCUUACAGACCUGUUUCCCAUUUAUUAAGAAAGCCAUACAAUGCUUUUGAAGAAGACAGACACACACCCAAGCCCAGCCUGCUCUUUCCAUGGGAAAAUUUUAUAGACUAAGCAAAUGUGUGCUAGGGCAAAAGAGUCUUGCAAAGGAAUUUCUGUGCUCAGGCAGUAAAUACAAUAGCUAAUCCAAGCCAAAAGAGGGUUUUUGCCUAAGUCACAUAUUCCCGGGUGAUGCCAAAAAUGCUACAGAGUGGGACACCCAUACCAGAGAUUAUUUUAAAAGCUGCUGUACAUAUAUAUAGGCAUUCAGACAUCAGGGCAUAUUAUUUAGUAGGUGUACACAUGUCAGGAAGAAAAAUACAGUUACAACAUAAGGUUGGAAAAAUGCGUCCUCCAAAACAUCUCCUGGGGUUGGUUUUUAUUGUGGUAAAAGGCAUAGAACCUAAAAUUCACCAUUAUAACAUAAACAGUUUAGUGGCAUUUAGUACAUUCACAAUGCUGUGCAACUGUCACUACUAUCCAGCUCCAGAAUAUUUUCAUCACCAAGAAAUUGGCUGGGUAUAAGACCAUCCUGAGGUAGACAUGAACCAUCAACCUUUCCAUUUUACUAAACAUGCUAACCAGCUGCACCACAAAGAUGCUCACUGAGAUGCUCACUAAAGCCAUGCUGUAUCUUACUGUCCCAGGAUCUAAUUUAGUGAGAGAACUUCAUGAGUGAGAGUGGCAUGCCUUUUUGGUGUCAUGGUAUUUACACAACAAAAUGUGCCAGGAACCACAUCUACAAGUGUUACUGCUGCUUCUACGUACUUUUGCUUUAAGCAUCUUUGCCAUAGACAUCUUUGCCACAAGCACUUGUGGACACAUUUCCACUGCAGUAAUUGGCUCGGAAGCAAUUUUGCCAUAAAAGAUAAAAUAAUGGAAAGUAAAAGAGGGGCAAUUAAAGGACACAAUGAAAUAAUAACAAAAUUCAAGACAUUGUGAAAUAUAAAAUGUUUGAGUACAUUUGAAAUGUGUGUAGAUUCAUGGCAAUACUGUACAAAUAGCUUAUUUUAUUUUGCAGGUUGUACCUAAGUACUUGUCUUCCAAGUCUUUCAUUCAUAGCAUUUUAUACGGGUGUUUUUUUUUUUUUUUUUGGCUCAUUGGUUUGUCUCCUCAUUCUGCAUCAUACUUUUUCUUGUUCACUAAAAUUUCUUCCUUCAUAAAGAACGAUAUAAGUUUCCAAGUACUUAGAGGUAUCUUUGUAACUGAGCUUUGUGCUGUGUUGUGAAAGCUUCUACGCAGGUGUUGUUUGUUCUUGACAUAUUGUCACGUGUCCAUUGACAGACAUUCCAAAGUCAUGUGGGAAAUGUGGGUUUCCCUCUCCACCUUCUAGGACUGUGGCCUCUUUCUCCUCCAAAGUAGUGUUUUAAAAUAAGAAACCAACUCUUGGGACAAAUCACUGUCAUAUGCCAGCUCAAUAAAGCCAUCGAUAAUAUUGCCAACUAGAAGAAAUGCUAACACAUUUCAACCAGCUGAAACCAAACUGUCAAAC
This is a messenger RNA of Odocoileus virginianus texanus, 3854 nucleotides long. It is a transcript of the gene CC2D2B, whose product is annotated as coiled-coil and C2 domain containing 2B. Lineage: Eukaryota; Metazoa; Chordata; Mammalia; Artiodactyla; Cervidae. Gene Ontology annotation, biological process: non-motile cilium assembly; protein localization to ciliary transition zone. Gene Ontology annotation, cellular component: ciliary transition zone; plasma membrane. The record is from RefSeq and is a predicted model, not a curated record. Gene Ontology annotation, molecular function: hydrolase activity.